Messenger RNA from Lymnaea stagnalis (great pond snail), 25843 nucleotides. Lineage: Eukaryota; Metazoa; Mollusca; Gastropoda; Lymnaeidae. The record is from the annotation of a GenBank genome assembly.
UGCAUGCUGCAAUAAUUGCCAUCAAUGAAGCCAUCGAUCAGCAGAUAGCAGCAGAUACUUACACAGCCCUACAGAAUCCAUCAGCCAUGUUAAUUCAUCUGGAUGCUUCAAGUCAGGAAGAAUACCAACAAACUCUUUACGCUGCCAAAAAUGUCAAAGCUGAGAAUGCAAGAAAUAAGGUAUUGUACCAGAAUUAUGUAUUGACGAUCAAAAGUAUUUGUAUGCAUUAAGGAAAUAUUAACAGUUUGCAUGAGAAAAUUUUUAAUUGGAGCAUAUCUCACUGUCUAGGGAAGGAGAGGGAAAGGAAAUGGUUUAAAAUUUUAUUCCUCAUUUAAGGCUUCCAUCCAUCCAUCCCUGUGGCGCCACAGUCAAUGUAAGGCUUUGGCCUGCCUCACCACUUCCUUCCACUCAUACCUAACUAAUGCUUUUCUUUUCCAUGACUGGAUUCCCAGCUGUUGUAGAUCUUUUUCCACAUCAUCCAUCAAUCUAAGCCUUUGAGCCGUUUUCCACUGGGGUUUUGGUGAUAUAGCCUCUUCACUCCUCUGUCAUUUGGCAUUCUUUUUAAGUGUCCUGCUCAGCGUAGCCUACCCUUUUUUUAUUUCUGCUACUAUCGUGGGAUCCUGAUAUAGACAAUACAAUUCCUGGUUCGUUCGUAUUCUCCAUCCAUAUUCAUCCCUUGUUGGUCCAUAUAUUUAAAGGAGAACUUUUCUCUCCCAUGUGUUUAAUAGGUUUUCUGCCAUUUUUGUUAGGGUCCAAAUUUCACUUGCGUAUGUUACAACUAAUCUGAUUACAAUUUUAUAUAUAGUUUUCUUUGUUUUUCUUGUAAUGUUUAUUCUUUUGAGUAUUUUCUGACUACUGAAGUAUGCCCUGUUUCUGGACGAUAUUCUUUCUUUUAUUUCUGUUAGUAAUUCUUUUCUUUCAUUUAAUAAAGAUUCUAGGUAUUUGAAUUGAUUUUUAGCUUUUCAAAAGUGUGGUUUCUAAUUUUAAUGGUUUCAUUUGUCUGUUCUUCUCUUAUAAUAAUAGUCAUGUAUUUUGUUUUUUGGUUGUUAACUUCCAGCCCUGCUCGUAGUGAUGAAUCUUCUAAUUCAAUAAAGGCUUUUGAUAUGUCUUUACUACUUUUCCUUAACAUUGCUAUGUCAUCAGCAUAUGCAAGAUACUGAAGGGCUUGAUUGUAGAGAGUGCCUAUUGGUUGUGGGUCUUGGGUCUCCCUCAGAAAGUAUCCUGCUAUUGUUCCUCAAGUGUCAUUAUGCAUGCUCCUUACAUGCUGAGGCUUUUAUAAUGGUACACUAUCAUAUGAGUCCCAGUUUGUGUAUCCCCCUUAAACUUAGACCCGCAAUAAGUCAGAAAUUAAUUAUUGAUCUUAAAGAAAAAACUAAUUAAUUGCGAUUCCUUUUAUUUUGUUUUGGGCCCUACAUGGGCUGUAGCACCACUGAUGAUGAUUUAUGUUGUUUUGCAUCUAAAAACUAAGUAGCCUUGAACAAGCUAUAAUUUGUUUGCAUUACCCUGUGGAGUAAUGUUUCUAAAUGGAACCCAGCUUAGUAGAGUUGUGAACCCUGCUUUAGCAGACUGCUGAAAUAUAAUUUGUUUUUAAAGCAACCUCACUUUGUAGAUUCCUGAUGCCUGUUCUGUUAUGAUAUGCAAUAUCCAGUUGUCUAUAUGCUCAAUUUCAAGAGUAAUCCAUCAAGCGUUUUUCUGUCGACAUUCAUAUAUUUGUUCAUUCUUCAAAUGAACAUUGUUAAUGAACAGAAUUUUAACAUUUAUUUAGAGCAUUGAUCCUGAAAGAACAUUUGAACAUGAUGUCUAUGAUGAGCUGUUGACACAAGCAGAGAUACAAGGAAAUAUCAGCAAAGUGAACAGUGAGUAGAAUCUAAUUUUGACAUUAGGCAGACAUCAUACAAAAAUUUAGCAAUAAAAGUGAUGUUUUUAGCAAUGUUAUACACAUGAAAUCAAUUAUUGAAACUUAGGUUUGUGGAAAUAUGUUACCCUACACCUUGGAAUCAGUGCUAUAGAAAAUAAUGACGAAAUAAUUUUUUAUUGAAAUUUCAAAGUAUAUGAUAGGAUCUAAAAUAUUGCAUGGUUCUUUUUGAAAGUCUACAGACAUAAUAGGUUACAAAUUCUUCUUUGUAUCAAAAAAGUAUAUGUUUCUGUGUGUGUCCAAUAACAUUGUCAAGGUUUAUUUUGGAUCAUUAUUCUCUAUAUAUGCAACUUGAUUUAUUGACUCUUCCAGCAAACUCGGCUCUGAGUAAGAUCCAUGCUGCCCUGGUGAAUGGUGAUAAAGCUGCUCUCCUGGCAGCCCUUCAGGCUCCUGCCCUGGGGCUCAAGAACGUCAAGUCGGAAAACAUUGAUUUUUAUGUUGAAAAACUCUUACAGCUAAGGCAAGACAAAUCAGAGGUGAAUUUAAAAAUAAAUAAAAAUAUAAAAUUAACAAUUUGUUCUUGUGAAAGCAAUUGUGAAGAAAAUUUUAAUAAAAACAAUUUGCACAAUCAUAUUAAAUUUGUCAUGACAAGUUCCCAAAAUCUGGUCAGUUUCAGUAAUUAGCCUUGAAAAUGAGCAUACAUUUAAAAAUGUUAUUUAUUUAAAAAUAAUAUUUUCACACUUAAUUCUUCAUUCAUCUUGUGGCAUUUGUUUCACCAGGGUGUGGAAGCUGAUACUGCUUUGAGUAAAGAUGAAAUACAAAAUGCUGUGAAUGAAGCCAAUCUUGAUGCUGAUGUGGAGUAUCAGAGUAAGUUCAUCUAUUAAAGUUUCUUUUUUUUAUGGCUGGAAUAUAAAUUUCAUAAAUCAAAUGUUAAAUGUCAUUCUUAUCAAAUUUAUUUUUAGAUAAAAGUAUAUCCAUAAUGAAUAAUAUGUGCAUAUACCGUAGGAUUGUUAUGUAAAAACACCCUUUCUGUGUUUUUGAUGGUUCUUAAAAAGUAUUACCAAAAAAUCCAAAUUUUAUUUUUGCGUUGGCAUAUAUCUUUAUUAAAUUACUAUUUAUUCAUUAUGUCUUGUAAACUUGUAUAAAUGUAUUUUGUUUUAUCCAGUUUACAAACAGUUCAUUGAACAAGUUUGUGCCAUACAUCAAGUUUUCAGAUUUACCUGUUAUUUUCUCUACAGGGGCCCAGACUGUUAUUUUGGUCAACAAGGCAUUGACCAGCAGGGAUAGUGACCUCUUAAUAAAAGCCCUACAGAAUCCCGCAGUAAAACUAAUUAAUGUUGAUCCCAAUGCAGCUCAGUUGUACCUGGAAGAAUUAGGGAAUAUGAAGGAUGAAAAAGGAAAUGACCUUGAGUUUGAAGAGCUUGACCCUGCACUUCAAGGUUAAUUAAUGUUAACAUAUUUGGGAUCUUGCCCCUCCCAAUAUUUUUGUUAUUUAAAGGGGCUUAUAGAUUAUAGUUUAAGAAACGGACGUGUAAAUGGUCUUUAAAAAAUUGUGCCAAAACUCAUUUCAUUCACCAGGCCAGAUAAGAUAUUUAUUGUUUGUAUGUAGGAGUAUGUCUUUGUCUGAUUAAGAUUUAUAACCAUCUUGCAUAUUUGGUUUCAUAUACAAUUUGUCUGUCAUAGUUACAAUUAUAACUUUUUGAGAGAUUAAAAAGAAGGGGGUGGGGGGGGGGGAAGAAAUUUGAUCUUCUGUUGUAGCAAACAGUUUUCUCAUAAAUCUGAGUUCUUAAACAUGACAUGAGUAUGAAAAGAUUUGGUAGCCAAAGAUUUUUCUUGUCAUUAUAAUUAAAGCCCACAUAACUUCUGAAUGUGGAAAAAUUUUUGACUUGCAACAAGUAGUCUCCAUUAUCUUUGAUUUGUUCUUUCAGUCACUGGCACUUUUAGGAAUUGAUCAAAGAAAUAGAAUCUUUUAGUAUCCCGUCUAUGACAUUUAUUUACAGUAAGCUUUCUUGUGGCCACUUUUUUUUAAUUUAAAGUACUUAAAUAAGAUAAAAGUGGAUCCUAAUUUGUGAGUUUUUUCUAUGUUUAUUUAAAAGCCGCUUCAAGUGGGGCUAAAGUUGGUUGUCUGUCUUUUCAGUCAUUGCUGCUGUUUUGGCUAUCAACAAAUCAAUUGAAACUGGAAAUUCCCAAGCAACAUUCAAUGCUCUUCUUAACCCUGCAGCACACAUCACAGAACUAGAUGAGCAUAAUGCUGACAAAUAUCAAGCCAGCCUGGCAACCCAGAAAUCUAACAAAGCAGAUGUUGGUGAAAGUUUAUUUUUGGCUAUAUAUACUAUAAUUUUACUUAUUUCAAAUAAGAUUGAUAAUUAUGACAAAAAUUUGAACUUUUUCUCUCUGGCUGAAUGUUUUUUGUUUUUUUUCCAGCUUUCCAAUACUCUCCUCACACAUGCUGAAAUAGUUGCAUGUGUUAAUAGUGUCCAUGAACAAGUUUCUGAGGAACAUGAAAGUAAGGUUUUAUUCUAUGAAUACUUCAUUUCAAGAAGAAGAAAAAAAAGUUUUUAUUGUAUUUACUUAAUUUUAAAUUAAAUUGGGUAUAUAGGAUCAGUAUAAGGUCUUGGUUUAAUUUCAUUGAACCACCCCAAAUAAAUUCUUUACAUGCAUUUUGGUUUUCAUUUGUGUAAUUGUACGUGAUUUAUCAUUUAGGUGAUUAUAGAGAUUGAUUUUUGGUAUGGGAAUGGUUUUAAUUAAAGGUAGUGUAUGUAAAACCUAAUAGACUAAAGAUAUAUAUAAACCCAAAUACGUUAAAAAUACUAACCACAUAGAAACAGGUACACAAUUAAUCUCCACAUCUAAACAUGCAAUCAUUAAACAAAUAAUUAACAUUCCAACCCCUCCUUGUCCUUGAUCUUCCCCUUGAAAAACAGGAAAAACUGAUUUUUGUGGGCGGGGCUGAAACUUUGAUAGAAUGUGUUGUCAUUGGCAAGUAGUCUAUGUGCCAUGUUUCCGCUCGAUAAGUUGACAGGAUAUGGGUCAAUUAGCGGUCUGAAGAUUUUCCCAGCAGCAUUUCACAAACAAAAGCAAAGUUAAUAUAAAGGAUUAAAAAAAUGAUAUCUCUUAUAUAUACAGUGGAACCUCUCAUAACGAGUUUAAUUCGUUCCAGAUUCUUACUCGUUAAGCGAAACACUCAUUAAAUGAAAGAAUUUUUCCCAAACAAAUCAAUGUAAAAUACGAUAAUGUGUUCCAUGCUGAAAAAAUACUAAUUUUUCAACAAUUUUUAUUAACAUUUAUUCAAAUAAAAUUACUCAUGAAUUGUUAAGGAGUGUAACAACUUGGAAUACAAUUUAGAUUUGAAACAAAAACUUAAAUAAAAAUAUGAAUUUAUGACAAAUAAUUAAUCCUUCUUAACUAGAAAACUGUCUUAAGACAUUUGUUUUUGCCGAUGCUUCAAAAUUUGACGAAAAUGUGUCACAGCAUUAUCAUUGAAUAAAUUUGUAGCACGAAUAGCCAGCUCCUUAUUAGGGUGAUGCUUCUCAAUGUAUUAUGCAACAGUUUCCCUUUGAAGCAUCCAUCUCCUUAAUUUUGUUUUUGUUCUUGAGAAUAGUGCAGAUAGUUGAUGUUGACCGAUUGUAUGUGCGCGCUAGAUAAGCCACGCUCACACCUUGUUCUCGCUUUUCAAUGAUUUUACUUUUCAUUUCAACAGUUAUUUUUUAUCUCUUAUGAUUGUCUUCUUGUGGUUUUUUCUUCGAAGACAUUUUAGCACAGGUUAUUACACUUUGCACAUAAAAAAAUUACGAAUACUGCCUGAAUGCAAAAUUUGUAAAAACUGGUGAUCACACACGAAAACAAUACACUAACAGACCGGAAGUCCCAGUCCCGGCUCACAAAUGAAUGUCAAGAAAAGGGGACUUCCCCUUUCUGCGUAACUCGUUAUGCAAAAUAUCGCUCGUUAAGGGAGCAAAUUUUCAAAAAAAAAUUUUGCUUGUUAUGCGAAUUACUCGUUAUGAGAGGUGCUUGUUAUGAAAGGUUCCACUGUGUAUAUAUAUAUAUAUAUAUAUAUAUAUAUAUAUAUAUAUAUAUAUAUAUAUAUAUAUAUAUAUAUUAAUGUUACGCUUUUGGUGUUGUGGACUGCUUCCAUUUCCAGCUGCUUCCUAUUCAGCAUAUUUGGUAUUGAGAGGAUAUUACAAAUAAUUCUAUAUAUUUAAAAAACAGUAUAGUUCAAUAAUGAGUUCAAAAGGGCGCAAAAUAUAAUUCCCGAUAACUUCACUAAAUGAUAUAUUUUUUAAAACAAUGCAACUGUGUUUGGUGCGUAAUAUUCUCUUUUUGGAAAAUGAAAUCGUCUCAAUUUAAGUAUGGUGUGAAAUAUAUUCUGUUUGAAAGUGGUAGGGACAUCAGAAUAUUUCAUAUAGUUCAAGGGUGUGAAAUAAAAAGUGUGCAGUGAAGUAUCAUCGAGGAAGGGGUGAAGCAAAAAUUGGGAUUCUUAAAUGUGCGUUAUUUGAGUUCAUGUUUUGUCAAGUAACUUAAGGAGAUAGGAAGUCCACGCAUUGCUGUCGCAAAUGUUUGGUGGGCUAUAUCUAGUGUAUUAAUAAUCUUUAAUUUUACUUUCUCAGAAAGAAUUUUUAUUUUUUAAUUGUAGUCAUCAAAAUUAUAUUUAUUAAGAGAUGUUUAAAAAUAUAUCUUUUUAGGAAUAAGGGCUAUCACAAUGAUCAAUGAAGCUAUUGAUAAAGGUGAAGAAGAAGAAACUGUCAAGGCCCUGCAGUUUCCUGCUGCAAAGUUACAUGAUAUUCAACUGGCACAAGCGUUUCACUACCAAGUCCUUCUGGCCAAGCAGAAAGACAAGAAAGCAGAAGUAAGCCAAAUCAAAACUGCUGUCUGUUCAAGAGGCUUAUUUUAAAAAUAUAAAUAAAAUGAAUGUAUCAAAGUCAAGAAGCUUUUUUCUAGUUUUUUUUUUUCCUUUAUUCAAAACUUACAGAUUACAAUAGAACUCUAAAGCAUAAUAUGGGAUUGUCUUUCAAUGUGGGAUUUUGGUUAUAAAGAAAUGGGCUACCUGCCAGAACUCCAUUUUUUGAAAACAUUCCCAUAGUAUGCAAAAAUCUUCACAUUUUUAAUUUAUAUUUUAUUUAUACAUGAAUGUAUUCCUUGAAGUUACUUUUGUUAUUAGUUUGAUAUUUUAAAGAGGGCCUUUGUAGCAAAAAUUCAUUUUAUUUUGUUCUUGUUCUAAAUUGAUGCAUUUAACUCCAUGUUUUUCAUUUUCUUUAUCAUAAAAAUAAAAUUAAAAGAAAAUUUAAAAAAAAAAUUAAAUAGAGAACACUAUUUGAACCAAAUUUUAAUUCUAAAAUAUCUCUUAGAAUUUUUUCACCAUGAAGCUAUUCUGAGUACACAUCAUGUUUAUUAUUUUUAUUUUUUUAUUUUUUGUUGUCAUUACCAAGCAUUUGCAUAAUGUUCAGAGGUUUAAUUUUCCAUUCUAUUAACCUAUUAUAUUACAUUUUCAAUAAAAACUGCAAGCAGUGUGCAAGAUUUUGUUUCUCUAUUGAAUUGUUUUAUCUGCUAUCCUACCUAUACAGAGAUUUAAAUUCUGUAAUCCCUACGACUGGUGGCAAUUGUGCUUUGCCAUUCAAAUUGAUCCAAAUAGUGAUUAAAAUAUUUGACAAGUUUGUAUCUCUCUGUAGGAGAGUAAAGAUGAUGCUGCUGUUCUGUGGCUGGAAGAGAUUCAAUCUUGUGUGGAUAAAGCUAAUUCUAACUGUGUUGAAGGAUUGAAAGGUGAGCCAUUUCAGUUAAUCUUCUAUCUGGCUGGGAGUUUGAGAGCAACCAUUUUUCUCUAUCAUUGCAAGGGGUUUUUGUAAUGAAUUUUUAAUUAAUGCUUAUACACCACUGGAUGGCUGUAAGUACGAUUGAACAUGUUUGUGACAAAAGCCGCUGUUUGAUGUUCACUUGUCAUAAAAGCAGCUGUUUGAUGUUCACUUGUCACAAAAGCCGCUGUUUGAUGUUCACUUGUCACAAAAGCCGCUGUUUGAUGUUCACUUGUCACAAAAGCCGCUGUUUGAUGUUCACUUGUCACAAAAGCCGCUGUUUGAUAUUCACUUGUCACAAAAGCCGCUGUUUGAUGUUCACUUGUCACAAAAGCCUCUGGUUGUUUUACGUCUAGGUUAGAUAGGAGAUGAGUGUAUAUGGAACAGUAAAUGUUUUACAAUGUGUAAUUUUACAUAAUGAGGGGAUGUCAAGGACUGGGCCAGCAGGCUGCAGUUUUUCAACUCCAGUUUAAAUGAGACCAAACAGAAAUACGCUUCUUUUGUGGAAAUGAUGUAUAAAUAAAUUUUGAACCAAUUGAAAGAAAAGAGCUAUUUGAUGAUCCAUCAUAUACUGGUUGUACUAUUCAAAUACAUUUUUUUUUAAAAAGUGCCAUUAACAUUUUUGUGCUAAAUUUCUGUUUCUAAUUAUUUCUUUUCUCAAUUUUUAUCAACCAGUGUCCGUGGGAGUUGCAGCGGUUAACAAAGCUUUGAGUGAUGGCAAUAAAGCAGCCCUUUUGUCAGCCUUGACCUCACCUGAUCUAACGCUGCAUUCUGUGACUGGAGACUGGAUAGAUGGUUACCAACAAGCCCUUUUGACAGCAGUGCAGAAAUCAUCUCAAGAUGGUUGGUCACAUUUACUCAUUGAUGAUAUCAAGAUGGUUGGUCACAUUUAAUCAUUGAUCAUCACAAGAUGGUUGGUCACAUUUAAUCAUUGAUCAUCACAAGAUGGUUGGUCACAUUUAAUCAUUGAUCAUCACAAGAUGGUUGGUCACAUUUAAUCAUUGCAUCUAGUUAUUAUUGCCAUUUAAAAAAAAUUGCAUUCUCACAUGACUUUAAAACCUAAUUAAAAUGAACAUUGUUGCUAUUCCACUUGCAGGUGAGACAGGAAGUGGUUGGAUGAUGAACCGCACCAAGGACAGCACCAAGUUCUUCUAUAAUGUCCACACGGGAGAUCAUGCAUGGACUAGAGGAAACACCAUCAUCAAAGAUUAUUCUCUGCUCACUAGAGAAGAUAUUCAGGUGGUUUUCCCUGGCUACAAUGUUAACAGCUAACACAAAAAUCUAAAAAUUUAGUAGAAAUUAACUUUGACCCUAUGGAUAUUUUGUCUGGGCUUUAUUAUAAAUAUGUACACUCACAGAUUUACUUAUGUCUGUAUUCAUCAAUUUGUAUAUUACAAAUUUUGUCUAUGAACUAUAUAGCUUACUUUUCUCUGGUUCAGUCUGUGAAAAUAAAAUUUUGAUUUUGCUAAAACAGUUUACACUCAUGAAAGAUUUUAUCUUACCAUAGUGACGGUUAAAGUUUUGUUUAUUUCCAGCGUGUAGUUUCUGAAGUGACAGCCAAGUAUGACAGAGAAAUGUUAUUUAAAUCUAACGAAGGCUUAAUCACAAAGAUCCAGGCGAACAUGAGGGGCCAUAUGGCUCGUAAGGCCUACAAGGAGAGGGUCAAUUUUAUGAAGAAGCAGCUACCUGCCAUUGUUAAAAUACAGGUAAGGCUUGUAAUUUUGAAAUUAUUCAACGAAAUUGACUUUCCCAUUUGUUAUACAAAUUGGGAUAUAGGAAAGCGAUAAAAUGGUUAUAAUUAAAUGGAACUUGGAGAGACCAUUAAUUUUAUGAUAAAAUUAUAAAUUAUAUUUUUUAUAUAAAUUCUGAAAUUCUAAAUUGUUUUAAGGCUUGUUGGCGAGGAGCUAAACAGCGCCAUAAGUACAAGGACAGAUUAAAUCACCUGAAGGAUAAUCAAGACUCAGUGAUUCUUGUGAGUAUCCAUGACAGAAUUUAAAAUCUUUUGACAGAAAUUGUAAGCUCUAGACAGAAAUUAAAAAGCAUUGUUACAGAACUUCUGAAUUUUUGGUUGUGAAAAUGUUAAGAAUUUAAUUUUUUUCAGCAGUAGGUUUCUAUUCUUGAAACUUUUUUUGACUAAUAAUUUUACAAGGAGACUUUCGUGAUAACUGAUACAUGUAUUUGACCAUUUAAAGAACUAUUCAUGUGUUACCCAUACACAGGUUUCUAUCAAAUUUGAUGUGCUUACUUUAUACUAACGGAAUUAAUAAAUAUAAAUUUUUCUUUAUUACUUCUUUAUGAUCAGCUCCAGUCAUACGUUAGAAUGUGGCGAGAUAGAAAGAAUUAUAGGAAAAGACUGCAGUAUUUUAAAGACCAUGUAAGUACUUUUUUUUAGACAUUAAAAGUGAAAUUUUCCACUGAAAUAAAUCUUACUCGUAAAGUUUUCAUGGUACAUGGUUAUACACACGCUUAUUUCUUCUGUUUCAUACAGGAAGAUGCCAUCAUCAAAAUUCAAGCUUUCUUCAGGUCAAACCUGGCCAGACAGGAUUACAAGGCUUUAAGUGAGUCACAAAACAUUUGAAACCAUUCAUGUUCUUAUUCAUUCACUUCAAUCAACAUCUUAAUAUUCAAGCACUCAGAUUGUGGAGUAUGAAUUCUACAGUUGUGAAUAAAAAAUAAAACAGCUCUGUUGGUAAUCUGCUAUUACAUAUUUUGUAGAAAUAAAUUAUUUCCUAAAAGCUCAUGGCAAAACUGUAUAAUUGUUGUUUUGUUUCUUUAAUGCAGCCACAGAUAAGAAUCCAUCUUUAGCUGUUGUGAGAAAAUUUGUCCAUCUUCUGGAUGCCAGUGACAAUGAUUAUGCAGAAGAGCUUGGUUUGUAAAUAGAAAAUAUAGUGAGAAAUCAUCUGAUAACAACUUACUUAAAAAUGAAAUGUAUCACAAAAAAUGUUUGAUGGAAAUAAAAUUUACAAAUUUUAACUAGAUAUUCACUUAAAAGUUUGAUUUAAGAAAUUUUAUUUUUCUCCUAUAUAAAUUAAUGUGGACAUACAUAAAAAUGUAUUGGUGUAGAUAAGUCAUUGGCUGAUUUUAUCUGAAGAGUCAGGAUAAAUAUUUUCCCCUCUCUACAGAGCUACAGAAGCUCCGCCAGCAAGUGGUUGCAGAAAUCCGUUCUAACCAACAACUGGAGCAAGACUUGGAUCAAAUGGAUAUCAAAAUUGGUCUUUUGAUUAAAAACAGAAUUACUUUACAAGUAAAUUCAUUUUGUUCGCUACCAUAGCGACUGGUUAAUGUUGGAACAAUUAAUCUCAUAUCAUUGAUUAGAUUCAGUCACGUGGACCUAGCUUCCAAGUUAAAAUAUUUAAGUAAUCGGUAAUGACAUUAUUUCAUUACAGGAUGUGGUGACCCACAAUAAAAAGCUGACCAAACGCUCAGAAGAAAGUUCUCGUGGUGGAGGCCUGAAGGCUUUGAGUAAAGAGAACCAUGAAAAGCUGGAGAACUACCAACAUUUGUUCUACCUACUACAGACAUCACCCAACUACCUGGCCAAACUCAUCUUUGAGAUGCCUCACAUCCGCACAACCAAGUUUAUGGAGGCUGUGAUUUAUUCACUGUUUAAUUAUGGUGCCAACCAGCGUGAGGAGUAUCUUCUGACCAAACUUUUCCAGAAGGCCCUAGAAGAGGAAAUAAAGUAAGUACUUAAAUCUGGUCAAUAGAGUCAUCUUAUUUUAAUUCAGACUCGCUAUGGCUGAUAAGUGAAGCUCUAGAUCAGGCCUGCACAACAUGUGGGUCGCAUGCGGCCCACCAGCACCCACUUUGCGGCCCGAGAAAUAACAAAAUAUUCUUUUUUUUAUUAUUUUCUUAAUAGCUUUCCCCCUGUCCUAUUUUCUUUUGGCCCGCACAAGUUUUUCAUAAAGUGUUACGGUCUUUACAGUUUGAGUUGUGCAGGCCUGCUCCAGAUGAUUGUCUAACAAUCAAGAUCAUGGGCUAAUUUUAAAAACUUAUUAUAACUUUUUUUGAAAAUCUUAUAAUUAAUGAAAAUAAAUUAUUUGCAAUUUUCUUGUCUAAGGUGAUCUGGGAUACCCGUUGGAUUUUAAAUAAAAAAAAAAAAUCAUAUUUUCUAAUUGUUUCAUGAACAAAUAUUUAAAGGACUAAUUAAUUAGAUGUUCAAUGAAUGUGGGUUUCUCACGCAUCGAUAAACUGAAAGAAACCUGCAAUUGUGAUGUUCAGCUCAGUCAUUCUUAAAUUGUGGCUCUUCGAUCCAGGAGAUACACACACAGAUAUAUAACAAAAUGAACAAAUAAAUUUACAGAUUUUCAGUCAGAAUAAAAAAAAUGUGCGUGUGGUGGAACAUUAUUAUUAUCCAUUUAUUUACUGGGACAAAUAAUCAAAAAGUUUGAGAACCAUUGGAUUUAAAGCUUAUUAGGUACUAAAAUUCAUAUAACAUUCUUUUAGAAUUUAUUCACCAUAUAAAGUUAGUUCACCAUAACCAUCCCUAUUUGCUUACCUCAAUGUUUGACAUAAUAGUUCUCCAUCUUUCUUUGGAGCUGGGUGUAAAAGUACACUAAAAUGCAUAUGUGCUUUUAGAUGUGCGGAGGCUCGAUUUGGUCAGCUUGACUAAGGCUUGGUGAAUUGGCAUCAAGUAAAAAUAAAAAGAGCACAUUUUAAACCCUAGUUCUCACCCGAACAAAGUUGACCAGGGAUGAGCUUUGAAAUAAUUGUUGCUGUAACUUUAAUUUCCCACUUUCUUUUCUGUAACAUUAACCAGAAGAAUGUAAGUACUUUGCAUGCUGGCAUUGGCAUUGGUUGUUGAAGGUGGAUUUGGGGAGGGAGGGUACUGUUAUGAUUACUGUAUUACUGUUGUCUGUUAUCAUUACUCAGUUAUUAGUAUUGUCUGUUCUUGAUUUUUAUUAGCUAUGACAGAUGAAUCUUGUUAUUGAAGGAGUUUGAGAUUUUGAACUCUUUCAAUAAAUCUUUGUCUGUUAUUAUUACUUAUUUUCAAAUGAUAAAGCUCUUUUUUUUUCAUUUUAACUGACCUCAGAAUCUCUCACAUAAAUCUGUACCUGUGUUUAAAAAUCUCUUUGUGAGAGCCACUUUGCUUCCCAAACUAGGCUAGUUUACCCACAAUUCGGUAAAUGUAGUUUAUCUUGGGGUACCAUGAUUCAACAACUCACAGAUCAAACAUUAAAAUUUAGUGUGCAAUUUUAAAUUAUGUAAAAGCUCUUUCUGAUAAGUAGUUUUAGAUUAUGAAGAAAUUUUAUUUUGUAAAUGGCUGACAUAAGGGCAGCUAAUUCCUGUCUAAUUAAACAAAAUAUUGGUGAUUGUGUUACUUCGCCCUAGUAUUUGCUAUUUUCCUGUUAAAAUUCACCAUCAUUUCUUUAUGUCAAAUUCAUUGUUUUGAGGAUUUGUAUCUUCUUUUCAGAUAUUUGUAGUUGAAAUAAUGAAAUUAAGAGGCUAUGAUGAAACUAAGGACCAUAUUAAAAGAAUGAAAUUAAUAGUCUUUGUUGAAAUGAGAGAUCUCUGUAUAAGAGAUUUAUAAUUAUAAAAAUUUUGAAACUGAAAUUUAAAUUCCAAUUGUUGGGACUUUUUUACUAUACAUUGAGUUAUAUAUUUUUUACUUGCCUGCCUUUUAAUUGUAAACAUAUACAGUGAAUGGUCUUAUGUGUUUGUGAACAUAUACAGUGAAUGGUCUUAUGUGUUUGUAAACAUAUACAGUGAAUGGUCUUAUGUGUUUGUGAACAUAUACAGUGAAUGGUCUUAUGUGUUUGUAAACAUAUACAGUGAAUGGUCUUAUGUGUUUGUAAACAUAUACAGUGAAUGGUCUUAUGUGUUUGUGAACAUAUACAGUGAAUGGUCUUAUGUGUUUGUGAACAUAUACAGUGAAUGGUCUUAUGUGUUUGUGAACAUAUACAGUGAAUGGUCUUAUGUGUUUGUGAACAUAUACAGUGAAUGGUCUUAUGUGUUUGUGAACAUACACAGUGAAUGGUCUUAUGUGUUUGUGAACAUAUACAGUGAAUGGUCUUAUGUAUUUUCCAGUUCGUUUGUUUUCUAAAUUUAAGAAUUUUCUCCAUUCUUAAACAUUUAUUUAUAUUUAUCUAAUGAAUGAUGAUGACCUAUUGAUAUUGAAGUUUUUACAUUCUAAACAAAUUUUCAUUAUUUUUUCAUCUUAUCUAGUACUAUAUGUGUUUGCAAUUAUGUUAUUCUUCAUAUAUGUAUACAUUUAAUUGGGUUAAGUGAUUUUCCAUAAAAUGCAAUUUUCUAUCAAAUAUUUAGAGGUAAUUAGAAAAAACAAAACAUUUCUGAAAGCAUUUAAAAAUGAAUAUUCUUCCUGGAAUGAUUUUAUUCAGCAUGAUUGCUCAUUUUAAAUUGGAUAUGAACAAGUUACAAAGCUGAUCAUUUUAAAUAAAAUAAUUCAUUGACCCAACUUGAGGACAAGAGUGAGUAAAAUUAUGUCUUAUUAAUGGAUGAUACAGUUAUGCUGAUUAGAUCUGCAGUUGGAUGAAUGUUGGCCUUCUGAUUAUUUGCAUGGUUCAUUUACUGUGUAUACCAAACAUAGCUGUUCAUUGUGGCUUCCUUUUGGUUUAGUCUAUAAAAAGAGAAAUGUAAAUUAAAAGCUCAUCUUAAUCAUGAAUGCUAAAAAACACUGUUGUUUUUGCUAAGGAAUUAUAUAAAAUUAUGCUACUUAAAACAUUCAAUAAUCAUUACAAUGACAGAUUCCACAGCAAUUUUUUUUUCUAUUGGGUAUGAAUUAUUUGAAUCUUAUCUCUCUUUAUAUGAAGAAUCAUCUACCCAGUCAUAAAAUGUUUUUUUUUAUAAAAACUCUUUAUGUAAAUUGCAUUGUUCCCGAUUUCUCAAGUGAAAUAAUAUUUAAGAUUUUGUUAGACAAGUUGCUAAAGAGCUAAGAUACAUUGAGAUCAACAGUCUUUGGUCUCAUUCCUACUGUCUUGAUAGGAGUGCACUCAUUUUCCGCUUCUAACGGGUUUUAACAAUUCAAUGAGCAGUAUAAACAAAAAUGUUAAGUUGACUUUAAAAAAGCAUUUUUUUGUUUAAAGUGAUGUUUUGAAACAAAUAAAGAUUUGAAAGGUCUUCGGUCCCACAACUCCAACCCCACAGACCUGACUUAGAUUUUCUCACUGCCUGUACUAUUCUCAUAAAUUCAAGAUUUUAAAUCAAAUAAAAUAAUUGCUAACUUAUUACAGUAAUUGUCAGUUUUCAUAUUUGAUCAAUUGUCUUUUGUUUCAGCUCAAAAGUCGACAAGAUGACAGACAUUGUGACUGGCAAUCCUCUAGUUGUCAAGAUGAUUGUUGGCUUCAACAGGUCAGCUUGAAAGCAGUUGCUCAUAGUUUAAUUCUGAUCAUCACAUUAUAGCACAAGUAGCUGUAGUAUCGUUCUAUGCAAGGGUCAGUGUCACAGACCUGUUUACUCUCACGACUUUGGCAGCGUACAAUGUACGAUUUUGAGGUGUAUACAUUUCAUAUACCGUAUUUUUUUUUUUCUAUUAAGAAAAUGUAUUGAACAAUUUGUCAUGAUAUUGUACGAUUUUAAGAGUUUGAGGGUAAACAGGUCUGGUGUCAGCUAAUAUAAAGAAAAGGAUUGAUAGAAUGAAAUAAAAGAUAAGCAUUUUAAUGUUGGGUAGUGGACAUAAUUAAUGUGCGAAAGAACAAUAACUAUUUCCCCAGAAACCAGCGAGGUCAGAAUGCUCUGAAAGAGAUGUUAAACCCAUUGAUCACACGUGUGAUAGAAGAUAAAAAUCUCCGCAUCAACACUAACCCUGUGGAGGUUUACAAGGCUUGGGUCAAUCAAACUGAGUCAAGCACCGGCAAAACCAGGUACAACUUAUCCCAUAGAAUAGGUACAACUUAUCUCAUAGAAUAGGUACAACUUAUCCCAUAGAAUAGGUACAACUUAUCCAUAGAAUAGGUACAACUUAUCCCAUAGAAUAGGUACAACUUAUCUCAUAGAAUAGGUACAACUUAUCUCAUAGAAUAGGUACAACUUAUCCCAUAGAAUAGGUACAACAUAUCUCAUAGAAUAGGUACAACUUAUCCCAUAGAAUAGGUACAACUUAUCCCAUAGAAUAGGUACCACUUAUCCCAUAGAAUAGGUACAACUUAUCUCAUAGAAUAAGUACAACUUAUCCCAUAGAAUAGGUACAACUUAUCCCAUAGAAUAGGUAAAACAUAUCUCAUAGAAUAAGUACAACUUAUCCCAUAGAAUAGGCACCACUUAUCCCAUAGAAUAGUUACAACUUAUCCCAUAGAAUAGGUACCACUUAUCCCAUAGAAUAGGUACCACUUAUCCCAUAGAAUAGGUACCACUUAUCCCAUAGAAUAGGUACCACUUAUCCCAUAGAAUAGGUACCACUUAUCCCAUAGAAUGACAUUGUCAACAUUUCUUUAGCUAUCAAAGGGGACACUGAAAUUAUUCUUUGGUAUUAAACACUCUACAGGUACUUUCCAAAACAUGGGCACACACCACACACACACACCACACACACACACACACACAACCCUUGUUUGAAAAAAAAAGGAAAGGCUUUUAACAAAGUUAAAAAAUAGUUACUAAUUUUUUAAAUUUUAAAAAUGAUUUUCAUUGAGACAUCAAUUUUUGUGUUUAUGAAAAAUUAUUGCCCUAUUUAUGAUCUGAAUUUCUUUUGAAUCCUUAACAACACGUCUCUCACUAUUUUACACUUGUCAUCACUAAGUCAUAUUUUCUUUUUAACAGUAAGGACGAACUCUCACAUAGGCUCUUUCCAUUUUACAUAUGAACACACACCGGCCAUUGCUGUGUGCUAAAUGUCAACAAAGGAUUUUAUAAAUUACUUUUUUUACAAUUAGGAAAGGAAAUAUAUUUUUUUCUAGCUGAGAGUAAAAGGUAAAAAGUACAUCACUGGUGCAGGUUGUAAGAGAACUUGACUCUUAUGUUUUCAGUGACCUCCCCUAUGAUGUGUCAACAGAACAAGCCUUGAAACAUGAAGACGUGAGAAUACAAAUUGAGGAAACAAUUAAACGAUUGCAAGACAUAACAGACCUCUUCCUCAAUAAGAUUCUUUCUUCUCUGGACAGUAUUCCGUGAGUACUUGUCAAAAUGCAUUGCAGAAUUACAUUUAUAACUGUUUUAUCGGUGUUUUUUGACACGACUUUCACAUACUGCAGUUUCACACAAUAUGCUUCCGCCACAAUCCUUUCUUUAACUUCUCUUCUUUCUUGCUGUUAGGGACUUUCGUCUACCAUUUUUCUUUAUGUCCCUUUACUUUUUAUUUAAUGUUUAGGAUAUAAUAAUUUAAAUUCAAGCAAUUUUUUUUAUUUUGUUUUACUGAAAAGGGCAUUAGUCGAGGUUUGUAUUUUGUAUUUUAAUUCAAGCGUAUCUGAACAGUUUCACUCACACAUCUUGUUUGUGUCUGUAAUUUUCAAACAAAUGAAAGAUUGAUGAAACAAUGAGGGGAAAAAAGAUGAUUAAACAUGCAAGUAUCUCAGAAUGAAUUCUUCCUGCUCAGAAUGAAUUCUUCCUGCUCAGAAUGAAUUCUUCCUGCUCAGAAUGAAUUCUUCCUGCUCAGAAUGAAUUUUUCCUGCUCUCUUUGUGUUUUAUUUGGUGAUUAUUUAUUUUCCUCCUUAUUGCAUAUCAUUUUGAUUUGUUUUUUUUUAUCUGAUCAAGUGCGCUUUAAGUCCAUUCCUUUGAUAACAUUUAUAGGUUUAUUUUUUUAACACUUUACUAGAGUCCCCACCCUACACUCAUCUUUAGAGACUUGACAAUAUAUCACCUAUAAUUAUAAGAAUUGGAAAUGAUGAAAGCAAUCAACAAGCAUUUUGUGUAUGUGACCUGUAACAAAUUGAACAAUAAGGGUGUGGUAUUUUGUUAAGAUAUUGUACGUUCUCUAUUUAAGAAUAUGACUUAACCUAUACCUGUCUCCUACAGCUACGGCAUGAGGUACAUGGCAAAGGUCAUGCGUGAGUGUUUGAUCAAAAAGUUUCCUGAUGCCGCGGAUAAAGAUGUCCUCAAGGUUUGUGAGUUAUUUAUUACCUGGUGGUGUGUGUCUGACCCCUUGGUAAAAUACCAGUGGUUCUUAAACAUUUCAUUGUGCUGGACUGACAGGAAUUAUGCACACUGACUGUUUGUUUGUUUGUUUAGAUCAUCCUCAUCCUAACUUUUGUUCACUUCCCAGGCUUGUGACUGAGAUAAGAUGAGCACUGCUCUUUAGAAUGUUAGUUCAUAAGAUGAGCACUGCUUUAGAAUGUUAGUUCAUAAGAUGAGCACUGCUGUAGAAUGUUAGUUCAUAAGAUGAAUAGUCACUUCCUGAAAUGCCCCUUUCCAUCAGUGGUUAAAGAACAUAAAUUAAUAAUGUUCUAUUUUCAGUUGCUUUGCAUGUGGUUAAAUGUACAACAUGUAUUGUCUUUCUGUGAAUGCAGUCUUAUCACCAAUUCAUAAUUUAAGGAUGUCUUUGUGUGAAUCCAGUCUUAUCAUCAAUUCAUAAUUUAACGAUGUCUUUGUGUGAAUGCAGUCUUAUCAUCAAUUCAUAAUUUAACGAUGUCCUUGUGUGAAUGCAGUCUUAUCACCAAUUCAUAAUUUACGAUGUCUUUGUGUGAAUCCAGUCUUAUCAUCAAUUCAUAAUUUAACGAUUUCUUUGUGUGAAUGCGGUCUUAUCACCAAUUCAUAAUUUAACGAUGUCUUUGGUUUUUGGUAAACUCAUCAUUAACUUCAAUUCAAUGUAUUGUGUAAGUAAAUCAUCCACUAUUUCCAGAUUGUUGGUAAUUUGUUGUACUACCGAUAUAUCAAUUCUGCAAUUGUGGCCCCAGACGCAUUCGACAUUGUUAAUGUUGGUGCUGAGAAAGCUCUAACAAAUGACCAAAGACGAAACCUCGGUUCCAUCGCCAAAAUUCUCCAGUUUGCUGCCUCUAAUAAAGGGGUAAAGUAUUCUUUACACUCACAUUUUUGCAUCUCAAUCUGUUAGCUGAUGUCAACAACUUUUUAUUAUGUUAAUAUUUAGUUUGUCUUUCCCUACUUACAAUCAGUGUUUAAGAUAAGCUAAUUUAAUUGAAUAUGUUCCAAUAAUCCACAGUUUGGUGGAGAAAGUUCCUAUCUGGCAAGUAUGAAUGACUACAUCAGGAAUGCCCAUGAAAAGUUUAAGUAAGUUAGUUUAGAAUAUUUCCAUCUUGUUUAGGCUAAUCUAUAUUAUAUUAUCAACAGAGUUAAGAUUUCCUUGUUAGUUUAAAAAUUAAAAAAAAAAUAUUUGUAUCUCUUACGUGUGUACUUACAUCAACACAUCAGUGUUUUUGGUUUUCUCACAACGUGGUUUGUCUGUUUCCAGGAAAUACUGCCUGGCAGCUUGUGAUGUGGAGGAUCCUGAAGUCAGAUUUAAUGUAGACCAGUACAGCGAUGUAACCAUGAUCACCAAACCUGUUGUCUACAUUUCUGUUGGGGAGAUUGUCGACACGCAUCAGGUAAGAUACAUUUUAGGUGCGACACACAGCUAAGAUACAUUUUAGGUGCGACACACAGGUAAGAUACAUUUUAGGUGCGACACACUGGUAAGAUACAGUUAGUUUAGAUUGACAUGAGGUACAUUUAAAUCUGGUUUUCAACUAAUAUCUUUAUUGAUUUUUCCUUUAAAAAAAAAAGUAGAACAUUUUCAAGUACCCGGUAUAAUAAAUUUACUGUGUUGGUAUCAGUAUAUUCUCAAAAUGUUAAUUUCAAACUAGGCAUUUUCCUGAGUUUAAUUUCAUUUCUUAGAUGAGACAGUGUCUAAUAUAUUGUCAUCAAAUAAUGAAAUAAUAUAUCUUCAAGUUUAUCUGCACUGACAUCUUGAUCCCACCAGUUACUACUACAGCAUCAAGAGACAAUUGCCCCCGAGCCCUCAGAUCCCCUGCAUGAGUUACUAGAGGACCUUGGUGAGGCACCGUCCAUCGAUGACCUUCUGGGUACAGCUUUAACCAAAGAUGAGACAACAAAUGAUGCCCUGAGAGCACAGAUGGCUAAGACAGAAAUCUCACUGACAUUGUCCAACAAGUUUGAUGUACACACAGAUGAUAAGGCUGACAUGAAAUCUUUGUUAAUCAGGUUUGUUACUUUAGAACUGGUGUGCUGGAGCCAAUGAUGUCACUUGCAAAAUAGAAUAAUUUAGACCUUAUGUCAAUACUGCAAUGGACACAUGAGACUCCUUCUUUACUCACCUCUUCAAAGCUUGCUCACUCUGCAGUUAGACAGACAGCAAGCAAGGAAAUGUCUCCCACUACUUUCCUGACCAGGCACCACUGGUGCACUAGUCACUAUGGUGUCUGAAGUUCUGGUUGGAAAUAUUAGUGAUCUCCAUUUACACACACACAAACACCCCACCCCCAUCUCGUAAACCACACCCCCCCACCCCCCCACCAAUAUAGUAAAUAAUUUGUUAACACCUAGUAUUUAAUCUCCUUAAUGCCCCCCCCCCCAGAACCAAGCGUAUGAUUGUUGACGUCAUAGCGUGUCAGCCAGGUGAUAACCUUGUUGUUGUGUUAGAAGCCCCAUGUAACCAACAGCAGGAGGAACUCCAUCAGGCUCUGGUGAAAAAAAGAGACCUCAUCGAUAAAAAGGUGGCACAGUCCCAGACAGAGGGCAAGAAGUUGAUGAGACAUGCAUCCAUUCUAGGGGACACCAGGUUAGUUAGAGUCUAUUGAUGAUAUGUUUUUGUUCUAGGGGACACCAGGUUAGUUAGAUUCUAUUGAUGAUAUGCUUUUGUUCUGGUGGACACCAGUUUAAUAAGAUUCUAUUGAUUAGACAUGUGUCUAUUCUUGGGGCCAUCAGGUUAGUUAGAUUCUAUUGAUUAGACAUGUGUCUAUUCUUGGGGCCAUCAGGUUAGUUAGAUUCUAUUGAUUAGACAUGUGUCUAUUCUUGGGGCCAUCAGGUUAGUUAGAUUCUAUUGAUUAGACAUGUGUCUAUUCUUGGGGCCAUCAGGUUAGUUAGAAUCUACUGAUGAGGCAUAAUUCUAUUUUUUGAGAUACCAGGUUGAUCAGAAAUUGUUAAGGAAUGCUCCUCUAAUUUCAUUGGGUCCUUGGCAUUGAAUAAGAAUUAAAAAAUAGCAGGGAUCCUCCAUUGUUUGAGACCGCUCCUGCCAAGGAACAAUAAUUUAAAAAUCUCACUUGAUUUAGUUGAUUAAGUUAGUUUGGCAAUUGCCAUGUGUACUUGUUCAGAAACCUGUUCAUUCAUAAGCAGACCCCCUUAGUUUUGGCCAGGGGUGUAACCUGCUCAUAAGCAGACCCCCCUUAGUUUUGGCCAGGGGUGUAACCCGCUCAUAAGCAGACCCCCUUAGUUUUGGCCAGGGGUGUAACCCGCUGAUAUGCAGACCCCCUUAGUUUUGGCCAGGGGUGUAACCCGCUGAUAUGCAGACCCCCUUAGUUUUGGCCAGGGGUGUAACCCGCUGAUAUGCAGACCCCCUUAGUUUUGGCCAGGGGUGUAACCCGCUCAUAAGCAGACCCCCUUAGUUUUGGCCAGGGGUGUAACCCGCUGACAUGCAGACCCCCUUAGUUUUGGCCAGGGGUGUAACCCGCUCAUUCUUCUUCUCUAUUUUGAGGGCCCACGAUCAAUGGAUUGAUCAUUCUGGUUUCUAUGUUUUGUUCUCAGACUACCUAUAGAAGUGAUGAAAACAAAGGUGAAGGCCAACCUUCAAACACUAGAGCUUGCUGGGAUGGUUAGCAAACAGAACAAGUACCAAGACUUGUUGAACGCUAUUGUACAGGUAACCAAUGGCGGGCAGACCAAAGGGAGAUAAAUUUGCAACAUAGCAAUAGCCUGAAACAAAUCUUAACAAAUAAUUAUUGCUUUCCAGUAAUUUUAAACAGUACCACAAAUUGUCACAGGAAAUCACAUUUCAUUUUUAAAAACUUUUUCACAGGAUAUUAGGAAUCAGCGUCGUUACCGCAACAAUCGCAAACAAGAGUUGAUGAGACUUCGUGCCACCCUCAAAAGCCUCAGUGAGAAACGCACAUUUUAUGAAUCUCAGAUUGACUACUACAACCAAUAUGUCAAGACCUGUAUGGACAAUCUACAGAGUAAAACAAAGUCAGUUUCUUUUAUACAUAUAAUUUUUUUCUGUUCUAUGUAUAAGUUAGUUUUCUGGGCCAUUCACAAGCUCUGUGAUGACAAUCUGGAAAUGUGUAUAUUUUAACUUUGAUUCCACUGACAGGAAGAACAGAAGAUCUGGCCUCUUCCGCCGAGGUGACCAGAAGAGCAAAGGCUCUAUCACAUACACAGCUGCUCGUCUUCAUGAGAAAGGUGUUGUUCUGGAAAUCGAAGGUUUACCACAAAACCAGUGAGUGUCCAGUGCUUUGAUUUGUAGUCCAUUAUAAAUCAUUAAGUUCAAGUUAGUCUGACACCUGUCUUACUGUUAGACUAAAUGCUAUUCACAUCUGGCUCAGUGUAUCCAGUACUUAGGAAAUCUUUCUGUUGGUGAGACCAAGGGGUAUUCUCAUAGGGGUCAAAAACUUCUAGUGCCUGAUAGUGAUGUCAAAUAUGUCUUCCAGGUUCAAGAAUGUCAUGUUUGAGAUCAGUUCAACAGAAGAUCCUGGAGUCUUUGAUGUCAAUGCAAAGUUUAUGGGGGUCAGCAUGGACAAAGUGGAACUUGUAUUUCAGGUGAGUGUCUUGAUGUCCACUGGACUGAUUCCUCUGAGGAAUUCUUUAUGCUAUAUUUCAGGCCUGCACAACUCAAAAUGUAAGGCGGGCCUUAAAACUUUAUGAAAAACUUGUGCGGGGCAAAAGAAAUUAGGACAGGACUUGAGCAGGCCAAAAGAAAAUAUUGGGGGGAGGGUGGAUUAAGAAAAUAUUAAGAAUAAAGAAUAUUUCUUCACUUCGCAGGGGGCGGCCUGCGGGCCCUAUGUUAUGCAGGUCUUAUGUUGUGCAGGUCCUAUGAUGUGCAGGUCUUAUGUUGUGCAGGUCCUAUGUUGUGCAGGUCUUAUGUUGUGGUGGUCUUAUGUUGUGCAGGUCCUAUGUUGUACAGGUCCUAUGUUGUACAGGUCCUAUGUUGUGCGGGUCUUCUUUAUUUGAUUGCACUUAACCUCAGUAAUCCCCACUGUUGUUAUUUUCAGGAUUUGCUGCAACUUCAGUAUGAAGGUGUUGCUGUGAUGAAAAUGUUCAACAAGGCAAAGAUCAAUGUUAACUUGCUGAUUUUCUUAUUGAAUCGUAAAUUUUACGGCAGGCAGCUCGGCAAGUAGGCUGAGAAACUUUUAAAUAAUUUUUUUUUUUUUUUUAAUGUUCAAAAUUGCACGUGGGGGGGUAGGGUGUGUGUGUGUAUCUAACAAAUAAUCUAGUUCUUUUUGUGUAGAGAUAAACUGGACCCACAGCGGAUGAUAUUAUUUCUGGUGCUUCAUUCAAGUCUGUGUGUAUGUUUUUUUUAUCUGAGAGCAAGUUUUACCUGUGUGUAAGUUUUAUCUGGUUGUAAGUUUUGUAUGGGUGUAAGUUAUAUCUGCAUUCAUUUGUCGGCUGAGAGAAUGAGUCUACCUUUAAUGUUAUCUUAUUUUUUUAGACUUGCCAAUAAUAUGCCACAAUUAAAAUGUCUUUGUUACUAAACUACAACCAACUGAAUACAGGUAUGUAGUCCUGCUGGUUUGUUCAAAUGGAAUUAAUUUAAAACUACUGCUGUAAUUCCUAUGGGAAUUUCUUUUACUAAAGUAUAAGAUUUAUUUAUCUAGUUACCGGUAUAUACAAUAAUUGUGAUUGGAGACAGACGACAAAUAAACCAUUACAAAAUUUUGUGAUUUCAAUUUUUUUCUGGAUAAAAUUGUUCUCAUAUACGCUAAACAUAUAGUAUAAAUUUCCAUCAACUGAUUUACAACUUAAUUCAGGCAAAUUCAAGUAAGUGGAACCCUAACUUUAGAAACUUUGAAAAGUGAAUUUCUGUGCAGUGAUUAUUUAUACAGUAGGAUUUUAAGAUGGUUUUUCUUUCAUCAUGAGAUGGGGAGUAAUUAAAAGUAUAUGUGCCAGUUAAUGCAGGCAAUCUGCUGCAAUGUGAAACAUUUCCAAUCUUUUCAUUACUAUGUUUACCUUGUAAGUGUGUUUUAUGAAAUUUGUUACCUCUAACAUGUUGUAUUCUUCCUCGUUAGCUGUUGUAAUUAAUAAUCAAAAUUCACUAAAGUUUUAAUGAAUAGAUGAUUUUACUCAACUCCAAAAUGAUUUAAUAUUUGAUGCAUUGGUGAGAAUUCUAAAAACCAUUACCACUCUAAUAAAUAAUAUCCCCCUUAUUAAGCUUCUGUUUAAUUUUUAAAAAAUCACAAAAUCUAAUGUAUCAGGAUUUAUUUUUUCCAUUAUUAAAUUUAGUUGAUAUUUUUUUAUUAGGGAUGAAAGGUUUAAGAGAUAUUUCAUUUUCGAUCUUGAUAAAUAUCCAUAUCAUUUCCCAUUAGUUGGUUAGACAAAGAACUUGGUUGUUAGACAAAGAACUAAGAACUUGGUUGGUUAGACAAAGAACUAAGAACUUGGUUGGUUAGACAAAGAACUAAGAACUUGGUUGGUAAGACAAAGAACUAAGAACUUGUUUGGUUAGACAAAGAACUAAGAACUUGGUUGGUUAGACAAAGAACUAAGAACUUGGUUGGUUAGACAAAGAACUAAGAACUUGGUUGGUUAGACAAAGAACUAAGAACUUGGUUGGUUAGACAAAGAACAAAGAACUUGGUUGGUUAGACAAAGAACUAAGAACUUGGUUGGUUAGACAAAGAACUUGGUUUGUUAGACAAAGAACUAAGAACUUGCAUUUAAAUGGGUUUAUCAUGUUUGGAUAGCUACAGGGUUAUUUUAAAAACUUUUUAUUUUUCACCCUCCUCCCCAAAAUUUUGAAGCUUCUGAGGGCACCAGAUUUUUUAACUUUUACAUUUAUCCCAAAGUAAUUGUAUAAAGUUAAAAUUUGUUUAAAACAACUAGAUCUGAUUUGUUAUGCUAAAUCUCACCCUUUUAAACAAAAAUUUUAAGGUGCACAAAUCACAGAUGCAAAUCAAUUUAAAAACACUUUACACUUUUACUUUGACAAACUUGUGCCUUGAUGUUAUGUAGCUUAUAAGCCAUUAUUGUGUGGUGGUGAUUUUUAACUGAUAAAAUGCCUUAUGUUUAUACAGACCUACCUUCCAUCAACAACUUCAGUUUUAAGAUACAAUAAUUGUAUGCAUAAUAGCAUUUUCUUUUGUAGGAAUUUCUUUUAUUUGUGACAGUUUGAGAAUGGUUGAAUACAUUGUUGCUAUGAAGGAAGUUUAAGUCUUCUCUUUGCCAUGUAUUAAAACUCUGAAUGGAAUUAGUUCAGUUUGCAUAAUGUCAAAAAAUUAUAAUACAGCAGUCAACAGGAUCUUUUUAUUGAAUGAUGAUUGGGGCGAUUGAAAAUUUGUUUUAAGAAUGUUAUAAAAAAGAAAAGCAGUACACUCCAUGUUAUUUAUAUUGGCUAGGCUUGUCUGUAUUUUACACAAACAUAUAUAAUAUGUUGUUUGCAAGGAGAUGAAAUUGUGUAGUGCUUUAUUACCAGGGACUUUAGGAAUGAAGCUGUCAAAGAUGAUAGCUUGAAUUAAUAUUGUAAAGUGCCAAGAUUGAACAUUGAUGCUGUGGUCUUAUUUUUAAUGUGUACAACUUGAAUAACAUUGUUGCAUGUUUCAAUGAAAAUAUAUCUGCUUAUAUAUAUAUAUAUAAGUUCAUUUAUAAUCUGCUUUCACAAGAAGGGGGUUCACAUUUCUUUCUUGUAAGAUCUGAAUAAAACUCUGCUUUUAAUCUUUUAUUAUACACCCAAUUGAGGUACAGUUUUAAAAAAAAGAUGUACAAGUUAUUGGGAAGAAGUCAGAUCUAAUGUUAACAGUCUGUACACUGUUCAAUCACUAUGAGGACCAGUCUGUACACUGUUCAAUCACUAUGAGGACAUCAUUUCAUUCCAAAUAUAGUUUGACCAAUUUAUGUUGUUGCAGCAUUUUUCAUAAACUAGAACCAAUCCAUUUAAAUAACUUUAUACUCAUUGCCAAUGCUUUUCAGUUAGAAAAUGUUAGCAUUUGAUUUAUUUCACAUGAACUACUAGUUUUCAAGAAUUAAAAUGUGAUGGAGAAUAUUUCAUACUUCCAACUUUUAGAAAAAUAAAUCUGUACCAUACACAUUAAAGGGCUGAGACACUGAAGUAAAAUUGAUAAAAUUGCAGAAUUUGCCAUUCCUUUUUCUCUUAUUUUACAUAUUGAAACUAGGCUGUAUACUUUUAUAAAUAGUAAAUUUACUUUUGAAACACAAC